CAGUAGUCGAGCAGUUCAACAAAACCUCAACUGCACACUGAAAUAAUAAUAAUAAUACAUAUACAUAUAUAAAAAGAGAAAAAUCACAGCCAGGCAUCCUGAAAAAUGCCAUCAAAUUUCCUCACACCCUUCCUGGAGUUGGAUGAUGAAUUUUGCAAGAGUUUCCGUGGCAUUGACCUCACCGAUGCCACACAGAAGCAGCGUGUGGUUGGAUUCCAGCGCAGACACUCGCUAUGCCCGGUGACUCUUCCUAACUCGAAAUUCAACAGUACGGACAGCAGUUUAUGGCCUCUGCCGGCCCUCAAUCAAUCCUGGAGCCUCGAGAAAAAACAGCAGCUUCCGCGUUCCUCCCUGAACCACAUCCCAUUCAGAGUGGACCGUUCUGUGAGCAUGAUCGAGGGUCAUGUGAGUGGAUUAGAGAGUCCAACAACCACCAAUAAUCCUCUCCCACCACCGCCGCCUGGUCUAAACAUCAGCAACUGCUCUCCAAAACUCCUCAGCACCAACUCGACAGCUCCGAUGUCCACCCGAUAUAAAACAGAGCUCUGUCGCACGUUUGAAGAAAGCGGCACUUGUAAAUAUGGGGCCAAAUGCCAAUUCGCUCAUGGGAUGGAAGAGCUGAGAGGUUUAAACAGGCAUCCGAAGUAUAAAACCGAACCAUGUCGUACUUUUCACACCAUUGGCUUCUGCCCGUAUGGUGCCCGCUGCCACUUUAUACACAACGCAGAAGAGCAGAUGGGGCUUUCAGAAAACACACACAUCCGAGAGCGGCCGCAGUUACUCAGGCAGAGCGUCAGCUUUAGCGGAUUCUCAUCGCAAAAGCAAAACUUCAGUGGUUUUCAUGCUGUGCCUGAUGCUUUGGCCUUUUCCAGAUCAUCUUCGGUCUCUCCGCCGCCAUCUACAGGCAGUCCAGAUUUGCUGUCUCCUCUAUUUCCUGAGCCCGGAAGCCUGAAAAGCAGUCAUCCGUUUGCCGAUCUGGGUCCCAAUGGAAACUUCUACACCAUCAGCGAUGCAGAAAGCGUGCAAAACCUUGCAUAUGCGCUCAAGGGUCUGCAAAGAAGUGCGUCUGCAGACUCUCUUUCUGACCAGGAUGGAUACACCAGCUCCAGCAGUCUGAGCGGGUGCGAUUCUCCCAGUCUGGAGGGCAAACGUCUGCCCAUUUUCAGCCGCCUGUCUGUCUCAGACGACUAGAAAACACUGCAUAUUGCAUUGGCUUAUUCAUAAAGUCAACGUGAUUAGGCAUGGGCCGGUGUUUGAUUCUGAUGGUAUGACAACCCUGGAUUUCAUAUCACUAAAUACGUUCUUUAUUUAAUGUCUGGCUCAAAAACAAUACCUUUUUGCCCACAUUAAACACAAUAUAUUUAAUGUUACGAACAUUUAUGAUCCUUCAGAACAGUAUAUUUUGAUGUGGAAGGUUUACUUUUCUGCCGGAGAUACUGUUGCAUUAAAUAAACUGAAUAAAAUAGUCAUAAAAAAAUAGCAUAUCAGAAAAUUCUGCCGAUUUUAAAACCCAAAACUGAGGUAAACCUUGAAUCAUCGUCCCAUGCCUACACAUGAUAGUACAUGAACGCAAGGAAACUUGAUGUAUACCGUUGUAUACCUGUUUGAAGCUGCAGUGGGAACUUCACUUUAGGUUUAUGUGUUUUGGGAAGCAGUGUUUUGUCUGUCCUUUUCCCAAGGCGCCCAUCUGUAGUCUAACCAAAGCUGAGCAACUUAGAGUAUGUACAUCUCUAGUGUCUAAUACGUCUAACCCGCUCCCUGAACAUAUACUGUAGCCUUUAGUUGAGGCAUUUUGUUGUUGUUUUUAAACAGACAGUAUUAUUGAGUAGUCUAACCGUAGUCCUUUCCUUAAAAACAAACUAUUUAUUGCUUUUGUAAUAUGCAUUGGUUAUGUAAGUGUGUGUUUACGCAUUUGGAAGAAGGAACGAUGUAGAUAUGGCUUUCUGUUUGUUUCUUUGAGCCCAUUUGUCUGCUUUUGCACGAGCUAUAUCUCUUAGCUUUAACGAAGACCAGCCGCACAGAGUCUCAGUGUAGGAAUCUCAGGAUUGUUGUGCUAUCGAUACACUCCUGUAUUCAAUAAUGAUAGUCAGAGAUAUCCAUAAGGAAGAGUCAAAGAUGUCCAUAUGCAAGCCAACGUGAAUGUGAAAAUGACAGAAACAAGUCAAGUCCAACCGCAGCCUCCUAUUAUUACGUAAGACGCGAGUUCUGGUGUUCGUGGGUUGUGUUUUAUCAUUUGAUGUUCGUUUUUUUUGACAAGAUACGCUUUUGCCUUUUGUUAACUUAAAACUUAUUUAUUUGUUUUUCUUUCUUAAAGUGUGAGAACAGUAUAUUGUGUUGUGCUUUCGUUUUGUGUUUGUUUACUUGUAUAAUUUAAAUGACCUGUUUACAUUCCAUGGGAUGGCGAUGCCCAUUUUCAUUAUAAUAUAUUGUUUUAAAUAAACGUUUC
This is a messenger RNA of Danio aesculapii, 2446 nucleotides long. Its product is annotated as mRNA decay activator protein ZFP36L1. The coding region runs from base 106 to 1191 and encodes 361 amino acids. The transcript has 3 exons. Gene Ontology annotation, molecular function: metal ion binding; mRNA binding. The record is from RefSeq and is a predicted model, not a curated record. NCBI's taxonomy places the organism in Eukaryota, Metazoa, Chordata, Actinopteri, Cypriniformes, Danionidae.